AUGGGCAUCAUUGGUCAUUGGAUCACCCCCGAGUUUGAAAAGCGAGAUGAACUUCUCGAAUUCACCGAGAUUAAUGGACCGCAUUCUAGAGAGAAUCUAGCGGAAGUUGUGUUGAAGAUGCUCGCCGAACUGGACAUCGCGCCAAAGCUCCUGACCAUCAUAGGGGAUAAUACGGCCAAUAACGGGACGCUCUGCGAUAGCCUGCAUGACUAG
This is a messenger RNA of Penicillium cinerascens, 213 nucleotides long. RefSeq lists its product as uncharacterized. NCBI's taxonomy places the organism in Eukaryota, Fungi, Ascomycota, Eurotiomycetes, Eurotiales, Aspergillaceae. The coding region runs from base 1 to 213 and encodes 70 amino acids. The transcript has a single exon. The record is from RefSeq and is a predicted model, not a curated record.